This is a messenger RNA of Pieris rapae (cabbage white), 2943 nucleotides long. RefSeq names its product guanylate cyclase soluble subunit beta-1 (gene Gycbeta100B). The record is from RefSeq and is a predicted model, not a curated record. Gene Ontology annotation, biological process: cGMP biosynthetic process; response to oxygen levels. Gene Ontology annotation, molecular function: heme binding; guanylate cyclase activity. NCBI's taxonomy places the organism in Eukaryota, Metazoa, Arthropoda, Insecta, Lepidoptera, Pieridae. Bases 155 to 1954 code for a protein of 599 amino acids. The transcript has 15 exons. Gene Ontology annotation, cellular component: guanylate cyclase complex, soluble.
GCGCGAUCGGUUUACGUAAGUUCUCCGUCGGCCUAAACAAACAAAAUAUUACGAAUAAACCAGCUAUAUGGCUUCAUAAAGCUGUUCUUGGUGAAUUUAAAGUGUUUUCGCACAUAAUUAAGUAACUUAAUCCGAGUAACUUUAAAGCCGCGAAAUGUACGGGUUUGUUAACUAUGCGUUGGAGUUAUUGGUGAUGAAAGCUUAUGGAGUGGAAAUAUGGGAGAAAAUCAAGAAAAAGGCUGAGGUGGCGAUGGAAGGCUCAUUCCUUGUUCGGCAGAUAUAUGAUGAUGAAAUCACAUACAAUCUCAUUACAGCUGCCGUUGAAGUAUUGCAGACACCAGCGAACGAAAUACUUGAGCUUUUUGGAAUGACAUUCUUUGAGUUCUGUCAAGAUUCUGGCUAUGACAAGAUUCUUCAAGUCCUUGGAGCUACACCUCGCGAUUUCUUACAGAAUCUAGACGGUCUGCAUGACCACUUGGGUACCCUAUACCCGGGAAUGCGCGCGCCCUCCUUCCGUUGUACGGAGCGGCCGGAAGAUGGCGCUUUGGUCCUCCAUUACUAUUCCGACAGGCCAGGACUAGAGCACAUCGUGAUUGGUAUUGUUAAGACAGUAACAAGCAAGCUGCAUAACACAGAAGUGCAGGUAGAAAUCCUGAAGACGAAAGAGGAGUGCGACCAUGUCCAGUACCUCAUCACUGAGACUUCUACUGGGAGAGGAACCGCGCCCGAGAUGACAGAGAUACGGACUUUGUCAAAAGAACCGAAAGUCAGUCCAGCGACAUUCUGCCGCGUGUUUCCAUUCCACCUGAUGUUCGAUCGGGAGCUGAACAUAGUCCAAGCAGGUCGCUCCGUCACUCGGCUCUUGCCGAGACUGAAUAAACCCGGCUGCAAGAUCACCGAUGUUUUGGAGACGGUACGACCUCACCUCGAGAUGACAUUCGCUAAUGUGUUGGCUCACAUCAACACAGUUUAUGUUCUGAAGACGAAGCCUGAGGAAAUGAGCGUCAGUGAUCAUCAUGAGGACAUCGCUUCUUUAAGAUUGAAGGGCCAAAUGUUAUACAUCCCUGAAACUGAUGUGGUUGUCUUCCAAUGCUACCCCAGUGUCACCAAUCUUGAUGAUCUGACACGUCGGGGCCUCUGCAUCUCCGACAUACCUCUCCACGACGCCACAAGAGACUUGGUGCUGAUGUCCGAGCAGUUCGAGGCUGACUACAAGCUCACUCAGAAUUUGGAGGUUCUCACGGACAAACUUCAGCACACAUAUAGGGAACUGGAGGCUGAGAAGCAGAAGACUGAUAGACUUCUCUACUCGGUAUUACCCAUGAGCGUGGCGACGGAACUACGUCACCGGCGUCCAGUGCCAGCGCGGAGAUACGACCCUGUGACUCUUCUAUUCAGCGGUAUCGUCGGAUUCGCCAACUACUGCGCCAGGAACAUCGACCACAAGGGCGCCAUGAAGAUUGUCAAAAUGCUCAACGAUCUCUACACGGCGUUUGACGUGCUUACCGACCCGAAGAGGAAUCCCGACGUUUAUAAGGUGGAAACAGUAGGUGACAAGUACAUGGCGGUAUCUGGUCUGCCAGAAUACAAAGAAGGCCACGCCAAGCACAUCUGCCUCCUCGCUCUGGAGAUGAUGGAUUUGUCCAAAACCGUCACUGUUGAUGGAGAACCUGUGGGAAUAACAAUUGGGAUCCAUUCUGGGGAAGUGGUGACGGGAGUUAUCGGCCAUCGUAUGCCUCGGUACUGUCUCUUCGGGAACACUGUCAACCUGACAAGCAGAUGCGAGACCACUGGAGUUCCGGGGACUAUUAAUGUCAGCGAGGAUACGCACAGCUACCUUAUGCGUGAAGACAACUAUGACGAACAGUUCGAGCUGACAUAUCGUGGUCAUGUCUCCAUGAAAGGAAAAGCAGUGCCGAUGCAGACCUGGUUCUUGACAAGAAAGACAAAAUAGGCCUGAACUGUUUAUGACUUUAGAUCUCAUUAGUAUUGUAUUCGAUGUUUAGUAUGGCCUACUUUGGCCUACAAAUUUAUAUAGAGUAUAUACCUGUGAAAAUCAAUGUUCUAUCGGCUUUAAACUAAUUAAAAAAAUAUUAUUCAAUUAAUCAUGGAAAAGUUUUAAAAGGACUUUAAGUCGAAUUUUUACGAUGGAUUUCUUUUCACACAUUUUUAUUGUUUGAUCGUUCGAUCACAUUUUUGCAGCAUUCUUGUAGUACACAUUAGCAUGUGAUAUAUUAUGGUAGGUAUUAUGAUGUUUGCGUCAUUAUUUACUUGUUAUGUAUUUGACAACCUUAUAACGUAAAAUGACCUGAAACUGCUUUAUUAAUGUUUUAUAAGUAUUACAAUAAAACAUACAAAAUCACAAGUAGACAAUAUAUUACACUUUGCUUUUGAUUUAAUAUCGCAUUGAAGAGGGUCAUGUGGUACAAAACCUUACUAUUGCGAAGGAUCCCACUAAAUGACAAUUUUUUAAUUUAUAACAUUACAAACGAUUUUUGUGAAUAUUCCCAGAUUUCGUAUACAAUUCUAAUCUGGUAUUUACUAACGCAUUACACAAAUUUAUGUAUACGGUCUUAUUCAUAUUUUUUUCUUUUUAUAAAUGACGGGACUUCUUUGCUCUUGAUCCUCAUAAACUUUCCCCAAUUAUGUUCUAUAUGGGCCGUUCAAGUAUUACAAAAGCAAAUUUACUACAAUUUAUUCUGCCUUUUUUAGCAAAAGUAAGCUAAGCCCUCAAAAAAAAAUACAUAAACGUAAUAUUUUUUUGUAGGAAUCCUCGAAAAUUCAUUUGAUUUUCAAACAUAGACAAUGUGUGGGUAAUACGUCUAAAAAUGUAAAUAAUUACUGUUGACGUAAUCACCAAAUAAGAAAAUCAAAAUCCCCUACACCUUCUAGUGCUUAAGUAAUACUUGAAAGGUCCCUAUAUACCUAAAAGUUUAUUAAUGU